Molecule: messenger RNA, 1005 nt
Organism: Acanthosepion pharaonis
Lineage: Eukaryota; Metazoa; Mollusca; Cephalopoda; Sepiida; Sepiidae
Source: the annotation of a GenBank genome assembly
AUGCUAAACGAUCUAUCUCAGUCUGUUCCUAUCUAUCUAUCUAUCUAUCUAUCUAUCUAUCUAUCUAUCUAUCUGUUCCCAAUCUGUCUAUUUAUCUGUCUGUUCCCAUCUAUCUAUCUAUCUAUCUAUCUAUCUAUCUAUCUAUCUAUCUAUCUAUCUAUCUAUGUUAUUCUGUUUCUAUCUAUCUAUCUAUCUAUCUAUCUAUCUAUCUAUCUAUCUAUCUAUCUAUCCCAGUCUGUUCCUAUCUAUCUAUCUAUCUAUCUAUCUAUCUAUCUAUCUAUCUAUCUAUCUAUCUAUCUAUCUAUCUAUCCCAUCUGUUCCUAUCUAUCUAUUUAUCCCAGUCUAUCCUAUCUAUCUAUCUAUCUAUCUAUCUAUCUAUCUAUCUAUCUAUCUAUCUAUAUAUAUAUAUACAAGGUCUCUGCUCAUCUGUUUGUCUUUCUUUUUUUUUGUUUGACGAAACCGGAAUUUGUUUAUUUAUUUAGGGAAUCGCAAAAUUCGUCUAGAUUUCGCUUCGUUUCUUUUCAAAUAAAACUCUUCUUUUUCUUCUUCAUUUACAUUUCAAUAAACCACCUUUCUUUCUUCCCUGACUUUCUAUAUUUUCCUUCUUUCUUUCCUUCUUUCUUUGCUUCUCUCUCUCUUUCUUUCUUUAUUCAUUUCUUUGUCUCCUUCUUUCCUCUUUCUUUCUUUCUUUCUUUCUUUCUUUCUUUCUUUCUUUCUUUCUUUCUUUCUUAUAUUUUCUUUCUUUCUUUCUUUCUUUCUUUCUAUUUCUUUCUUUUUUCUUUCUUUCUUUCUCUCUUUCUUUCUUUCUUUCUUUCUUUCUUUCUCAUAUUUUCUUUUUUUGUAUCUUCCUAUAUUUUCUUUGUCUCUUUCUUUUUUUGUUUCUUUUUUUGUUUCUUUCUAUAUUUGUUUGUUUGUUUAUUUUUUGUGUUUCUUCCUAUAUUUUCUUUCUUUCUUUCUUUCUUUCUUUCUUUCUUUCUUUCUUUCUUUCUUUCUUUCUUAAAUUAG